AUGGGAGAGAAACGAAAUACGAGCUUGAUCAAAGAAUCUAACGUGGAUGUGCUUAUCAUUGGUGCGGGGCCAGCUGGUUUAAUGGCCGCCAAUGCGCUGGCGAAAUCGGGUGUCAAUGUUCGGAUCGUCGACCAAAGACCUGACAAGGUAGCGGCAGGCCAAGCAGAUGGUAUUCAACCUCGAACCAUAGAGAGCUAUGGUCUUGCAGAGAGACUAUUGAGAGAGGGGAACCAGAUGCAUAUGGCGGCGUUCUACAACCCUUCGGCUAGUGGCGGAAUUGAGCUUACGGACAGGGUCCCAGAUGUUACUGCACCUUCAGCGCGGUUUCCAUUUGAGGUUACUUUGCACCAAGGUGCGAUUGAGGCGAUAUUCCUCGACUCUAUGGAGAGUCUAGGCGUCAAGGUCUGCCGACCCCUCAUCCCAACGUCUAUUCAAGUAUCAGAAGAUGAUGAUCAGCUCAAGGACGUCAAUUCCCAUCCUGUGCGAGUAAGCUUCUUUCUUGAGCGAAGAUUUGUGAAUGAGAAUCUAGUGGUCUUGCGUAAUCUCAAUCCUUUUGAUGAUCACGAAGAAUCGGAAAUUGUACAUGCUAAAUUUGUUAUCGGCGCUGAUGGUGCCCACUCUUGGGUCCGCAAGACACUCGGUCUUACGAUGGACGGAGAACAGACGGAUUAUAUCUGGGGUGUUGUGGAUAUGACGCCCGACACAGAUUUUCCGGAUAUUCGAAACAGAUGUGCUAUCCAUUCGAAUAACGGAUCUUGCAUGAUCGUACCCAGAGAGGAAGACAAGGUUAGGCUGUAUGUCCAGCUUGACGAUCGGAACGCUGUGGAUGAGGAGAGCGGUAGGGUUGAUAAAAGUAAGAUCGGGCCGCAUGAAUUGCUUGACGCAACGCGAAAGAUUUUCCAUCCUUACAGUUUCAAGACUCCAGAGAGCUUUGAUUGGUGGACUAUUUACAUCAUUGGUCAGCGUGUUGCGUCAAAGUUCUCUGUCAAAGAUAGGGUUUUCAUCGCUGGAGAUGCGUGUCAUACACAUUCUCCAAAGGCUGGGCAGGGUAUGAAUGCAAGCAUGAACGACACACACAACUUGGCGUGGAAGCUGACACAAGUUCUGAGAGGCUGGGCCAACCUCUCGCUACUACAAACUUACGAGCUGGAGCGACGAGAAUACGCACAGAACCUCAUCUCUUUUGACCGACAGUUCGCAAGGCUCUUUUCUGGCAAGCCUCGAACGGAGGAGUGCAUGGACGGCGUUUCCCAUGAGGACUUCCUCAAAAUCUUUCAAACCUUUAGCGGCUUUACGAGUGGAAUCGGGAUUCACUAUGCGCCUUCUCCGAUAACCGACCCAAGCUACCAGGCACAUGCCAAAAAGUUGAUUAUAGGACAGCGAUUGCUACCCCAGAUAUUCGUGCGAGCUGCGGAUUCAAGGCCCAUAGAGAUCCAGGACCUCCUGCCGGCGGAUAGCCGCUUCAAACUGCUAGUGUUUGUAGGCGACUCCUCGGAUGCUACACGAAGAGAUCGUAUUCGUCGCGUGGCUGAAGAUAUUAGAGAUGUUGUUCGCCCAUAUUCACCGGAUGGUCUUACGGCUGUGUUUGAAAUUAUAGCAAUCAGUUGCACCAAGAAGGCAGAUGUGAGGCAUAAUGAACUUUCGGAGCUUUUUGGGUGCCAUUGGUCGAAGAUACUCCUUGACGAUAAAGACGUUAGGGGGAAGCAAGGCGGAGAUGGUUAUGUGAAUUAUGGAAUUGAACCAUCGGUGGGCGCUGUUGUUGUUGUUCGACCGGACGGAUACGUGGGGAUGGUUGCACCAUUCGAGAACGUGAAGGAGCUUGGUGCAUACUUCGUUGGGUUUAUGAAAGGAUUGAGCCCUAAUAUGUGAAGCAAAUUAGUUACCAUUUUCCGCUUUUC
Messenger RNA from Laccaria bicolor S238N-H82, 1898 nucleotides. RefSeq lists its product as uncharacterized. The transcript has 14 exons. The coding region runs from base 1 to 1869 and encodes 622 amino acids. Lineage: Eukaryota; Fungi; Basidiomycota; Agaricomycetes; Agaricales; Hydnangiaceae. The record is from RefSeq and is a predicted model, not a curated record. Gene Ontology annotation, molecular function: FAD binding.